Aspergillus wentii DTO 134E9 is the source of this 861-nucleotide messenger RNA. RefSeq lists its product as uncharacterized. The transcript has a single exon. The coding region runs from base 114 to 614 and encodes 166 amino acids. The record is from RefSeq and is a predicted model, not a curated record. NCBI's taxonomy places the organism in Eukaryota, Fungi, Ascomycota, Eurotiomycetes, Eurotiales, Aspergillaceae.
UCUUGGGCAACAUUCAACCAAAUAUUUUUGAGCCCGUCAACGAGAAGUAGAAACAGACAGAGGAGUUGACAGAAACACCAGACGCGACCGCAAAAGAUGGCGAAGAAUAAUCCAUGUCGGAGACCGGCUCAACGGCUGACCCCUUGGGAGCCCACGACUACUACGAUUUCAGCCUGCAAUUCUCCUGCUACGUACUCGCAGACAAACUACAGGCACCUGGAUUCAAGCGGCUGAUCCUCGAUGAAAUCCGCUCGUAUGCAGAGAUCUGCAACCCAGCUGACAUGACAGUGGACCAUGUCCGAUAUGUUUACGAAAACACGAUCCGCGACGAUGAUCCAUUACGAAGGUUCUGUAUCAUGAUCAAGUCUGUGCGGACACCCAUCGAGAAAACACUUGCCGAUGAGAGCUUCCUGAGCCUGAUGGAAGAUGGGGGGCCGUUGGUUCGAGAUGUCAUGCAGGCAUAUAGGAAGCCAAUCAAGAAGCAAAACUGGAUUGUGCGAGAGCUGCAGGAAGCAUUGAGGAAGAGACUGGACGCAGAAUACAAAGAGGGGAAGCUGGGAUUUACCGAGCAUGAGAAACUAAAACAGCUGAACAAGCUGGCAGAGAGGCUUUAAAGAGCGUUUUCAUAUCUGACCAGCAGUUCAUCGGCUGAUCAAGGCAAGAUUCUAGAAAAUGGGAUCUCCGCCGAUCGAGGGCGUUCGCAUUUUUCAUGUCCAUGUUUCAGGAGCACGUGGGCUGACGUCGUUUGAUAUUAAUUAAACAGAAUUUUCAUCUUCCUCUCAUAAACAUCGCAUCUAUCCCGAGUAUCUCAUCAAACCUCGUGUUCUCAAUUUACGAGUACUCUGCCAUCCUGAUCUGAGA